AGUUUGUGUGUGAGCAUGUCCGGACGCGGCAAGCAGGGCGGCAAGGCGCGCGCCAAGGCCAAGACGCGCUCUUCCCGCGCCGGGCUGCAGUUCCCGGUGGGCCGGGUGCACCGCCUGCUGCGCAAGGGCAACUACGCCGAGCGGGUCGGGGCCGGCGCGCCGGUCUACCUGGCGGCGGUGCUGGAGUACCUGACGGCCGAGAUCCUGGAGCUGGCGGGCAACGCGGCCCGCGACAACAAGAAGACGCGCAUCAUCCCGCGCCACCUGCAGCUGGCCAUCCGCAACGACGAGGAGCUCAACAAGCUGCUGGGCCGCGUGACCAUCGCGCAGGGUGGUGUUCUGCCCAACAUCCAGGCCGUACUGCUGCCCAAGAAGACCGAGAGCCACCACAAGGUCAAGGGAAAGUAGACUUGAGUAUUGCAAAUCUUGAGACCAAAGGCUCUUUUCAGAGCCACUUACUCUUUCUGUAGAAGGGCUGGUUCGCUAGGUUCACUUUCGGCAACGGUUUCACUAGGGAAGUGAGAAAACCCAAAUUCCCUGACCAAUCACACAAACGCUGCGAAGGAACGUCGUCCCCU
Molecule: messenger RNA, 578 nt
Organism: Sciurus carolinensis (gray squirrel)
Lineage: Eukaryota; Metazoa; Chordata; Mammalia; Rodentia; Sciuridae
Product: histone H2A type 1-E-like
Exons: 1
Coding region: 16-408 (130 amino acids)
Cellular component (GO): nucleosome
Molecular function (GO): structural constituent of chromatin; protein heterodimerization activity; DNA binding
Source: RefSeq, a predicted model, not a curated record